Molecule: messenger RNA, 2757 nt
Organism: Dreissena polymorpha
Lineage: Eukaryota; Metazoa; Mollusca; Bivalvia; Myida; Dreissenidae
Product: tumor necrosis factor ligand superfamily member 15-like
Exons: 5
Coding region: 189-680 (163 amino acids)
Biological process (GO): immune response
Cellular component (GO): membrane
Molecular function (GO): tumor necrosis factor receptor binding
Source: RefSeq, a predicted model, not a curated record
GGCCUUAUGCGGAGAAUGGAUAUGUGCGAUGCAGCGAAACGGUGACAACUUUAAAUCAGAUUUUAGAAAAGGAAGUUGAGAAUGUUUAUGCCAAAACGGCGAAGCAAGAUGCAGAAGAUACAACAACAUAUUUUAAUAAUAACGUGCAGAUAGAGCUAAAGAAUGAUUACCUUGCUUCAAUUCCUGACAUGAAGCCUGCAGCAAAACUCGUCGGCCAAAUAUCAAACCCAAAACUAGAACCUCAAAGAAAAGAAAUGGAAACAGUAGUUGCAUGGUUCCACGGCCGUGAUUUGGACUAUACUACCGGUUACAUGAGAUACGGUGUCAGAUACCAGAACGGUCGCCUUAUUGUACCUCUCACGGGCACUUACAAUAUUUACUCCUUUCUGAGUUUGACAGAAAACAAUGACUCACCAGAAUACCAUUCAGUGAAAAGCACAAAUGAAACGCUGGUGAAACACGCCAUGUACAAAUAUAAUGUUAAGAUUGGAGAAGACGUGGAACUAGCGUCCUCUCUUCAAACGCACCGACAGUCGACCGGUCGAAAUUUCAAUGCUUUCAGCUCGCAGAUUUCAACUUUGGUACAGUUAGAGGCUGGCGACGAAAUUUCGGUAAAAAUCAGCGACAUAACUCUUACGUCUUAUCCGGGCGAUAAUUUCUUUGGUUUGCACAUGAUUUGACUAGUUGUCCACCCGGUGGGGAUGCGUGCUCGCCGCGGGGAUGCUAAUAACCAAAGGCCCCACACAAGAAAAAAAAAUAGCAGCCUCGAAUGAAAUUCAAAACAACGCUGGUUUUCGUUCUAAGUAGCGCUAACGCUAAUAUUACACUACCAACGAAACACGAUAUAUAAGAAUUAACAUUUGAAAACAACUUGAUCUUUUCAUGCUUCAAGUUAAAAACAUACAAUAAAGGCCUAAGCAUACGAACACGAAAUGUUUGGACAGGAUUGCCAUAUGCCGAAUCACACUCUCAAUAAUAUUCAUUCUGGAUACCUGCGUGUUUGAUUUGUCUGUAUGUGUCUCAUUGCAUUUUACGACCUCAUGUUUAAUCAACGUUUAAAAUAAUUUGGCUUAUUGUACCAUUACUAUACAAUUUAGACGUAUGUCUUGUUAUGUACAGGUGUACCUUUUUGUAUACUUAAACAAGAGGACUGGGUAUACCAUAUAUAUCCAGUAUAAAUAUAAAAUUGGUUAAAUGCCAACAUUAACUCUGACUACUUUGAUUCGGAUUCUUAGUGUACACCGAAGAAGCAAACAGUUCUGUUGUAUUGUUAAGGCCAUUUGAAUAUAAAUCAAUAACUAAAGUGGCAUUUUUAAAAAAUAAUUAUCGGUUGUACCCUAUAUUAAACUGAGACUCAGUCAAUAAAAUGUCACUGUUCGCCGCAACUGCAUUUCACAAACAAGUGUCGUAGUGAAGGAAUGAGCUUAAUUUGUAAGAACACAAAGUGAUCUUCGAGAUCGUUUGGCGACUGAAUAAUUGUGGUAUUGAGCUUAAAAAUAUGAACUUAAAGGCCCUAUAAAGGUGACAAAUCCAAUUAUUAUGCAUAUAAAUUAGUCUAAUUUUACCGGAUUUCAGUUACUCUUGCAUAAGGAAUGCUAAUAAUACAGCUUAAGUGCAACGUUGUCAAGAAUUAUGGAAGAUAUACCCGUUUUAUAAUUGGAAGAAAUGUUUACAACUUUGCAACUAACGUGACGUGUAGCCCCAAAGCGGUGAGGUAUGCUAAAAAUAGCCGAAAGAACAUUCAAUUUAAUUGUAUUUUAAACAUUUUUUACCAGCAGAAAGAAACUUAUUAGAUCACUACAAACGUUUAAACCAUUUAGAAGAGAGUGAGUGAUACCGUAAAACGUUGAAAAUCAACGAUAUAUUUUUGGUGACCUGAGUCACUUUUACUUUCACUUUUUCGAGUAAACAGCGAUGUAAAUAAACUGAUUGUUUGUAAACACGAUUGACUUGGAGGACACUGUAUUUUGAGCUCAAAACAAGUUGUAUUGCUCAUAUUUUUAUGGUAAUGUCCAAUAGCACAUAUAUAUUGUUUUUUGAUAACCUUUAUAAAUAUAAUAUGGGACAAAUAUUUAAAAAUCUGUAAAUAGUUACGGAUCGUCACCUUUUAGAGCCUUUAAUUCAUGCUUUAUUUUGCUGUCUGGUUGAUAAAAUGGUCAAAUUGAUUUUAAAUCCAUCGGUUUGUUGCCAGUGUUGUCAUUGACAACUAUGACAUUGAAUCCUGCCAUUCAUUCCUUAUUCAUAAGUGUGAUCUUUUGUAGUCAGGCGCAAGGAUAACAAUAUAGAACAAAUGCACAUCGGGCAGUUGGGCCUCCAUUAUAUAAUAAUUGCCGAUCCUUUUAGACAAUAAAUGUUCAUACCUUAGUAAUAUUUGCAGUUUGCAGCAGAAAGGGCAGCAGAUAAUCCCAGAAAAAGGGAUAGGCUUGAUAGUUCUGCUAAUUUGUGUGAAAAGGCUCUUACUUUGAGAUAUAUGUCCAGGGCAAUAUAAUUACCAUAAAUAAUUUGAAGAUAAAGUGUAGCAUCGUAAUAAACUCAUUAGAUUGAAUUGCUGACAAUUCACAAGGCAGGUUGGCAAACAUUUCAUGAGUAUGAAAUGAUCGAUUAUGCUUCUCAUUUUCUGAUGAUGACAGAAAAACAUUGUAUUGAGUUUUGACGGACUUAUAUCAAUGCAUAAUGGUUUAUGUGAGUAAAAAUAUGUUCUGUUUUGUUCUUAUAAAAAGUAGAAUACAACGAAAUAAAAGAGGAAAUUGAAUUUGA